AAAUAACAGCUAGAGAGUAUUUGCUAUCAUGAGUCAGGAAUUAGCUGAGAAGAAAGAGCAGGAAGAAGAGUAUAUCGAAGAAGAGGAUGAAGAUUUCGAUCCAGAAAAUGCUCAAGAUGACAAUUUUUCAAGUGAUGAUGAGGAAGAAGUGAAACCAACAAAGAAGCAGAAAAAGAAUGACAAGAAUGGUGGUGAUGAUUACGAUUUAUCGACUGAAAAGGAAGUGAAAAGUGCAAAUUAUGAUCGUAUUGAAAGUGCAGAAGGUGGUUUAAUCAAAACAAGAACUCAGAGAGCACUAGAGGAACAACAAGCUAAACAGUAUAAAACUGUCAGUGGUGUGAAGAGCAAUGUGGAUAUUGAUGAUGUAUGGAAAAACUUACAAGCACAAUCCAAAGAAAGAUUAAAAUACAGAUAUGGCUCAUCCUCGCCAUCACCAUCCCAGACUCCACAACAAUUGAAUUCAAAUGAAAAGAUUAAAAUUAAGAGAAGAUAUGAGUUUGCAGGUGAAAUUGUUGUUGAAGAUAAAUGGGUUGAUAGGGAAUCAGCUGAGGCUAGAGAGUAUCUGAACUCUGUCAAGAAUAACCCAAAUGAGAAGGUUGAAACUCAAGAAGGUGAUGAUAAACCUAAAGAACAAAAAUCCAAUGAUGUUGGUAAAAAACUAAGAGUCAAAAGAAAGAGACCACCAUUAUUAGAGGGCAUCAUUAGUGGUGCUAUUAAACCGAAAUUCAACACUUUGGAGAAAUCAAAGUUGGAUUUUGCCCAAUUUGUUGAUAAAGAAGGUAUUGAUGAUGAGUUAAGACAACAUAAUAAGAAUGGUUAUCUUGAAAAACAAGAUUUCUUGAGCAGAGUUGAAUUCUUCAAAGAUACUCAAAUAAAGGAGAUGAGAAAGAAGGAACUGGCGAAUCAAAGCAAAUGAUGGACUAUGUGUUUACGAAAUGUUACGACCAAUUGU
Messenger RNA from Hansenula anomala, 952 nucleotides. RefSeq names its product Swc5p (gene SWC5). Lineage: Eukaryota; Fungi; Ascomycota; Saccharomycetes; Phaffomycetales; Wickerhamomycetaceae. Bases 29 to 916 code for a protein of 295 amino acids. The record is from RefSeq and is a predicted model, not a curated record. The transcript is spliced from 2 exons.